Aspergillus alliaceus is the source of this 894-nucleotide messenger RNA. Its product is annotated as SMP-30/gluconolactonase/LRE family protein. The record is from RefSeq and is a predicted model, not a curated record. Lineage: Eukaryota; Fungi; Ascomycota; Eurotiomycetes; Eurotiales; Aspergillaceae. The coding region runs from base 1 to 894 and encodes 297 amino acids. The transcript has 5 exons.
AUGGGUGCCGUGUCUGCUUCUGCCAAUACCAAUGUCGCCAAUGGCGCUACCCUAAAGGAUGUCAGCUCGUUCAUGCUUCUUGUCUCCGAAGCCGUCCACGAGACACCUGUUUAUCUCGCAUCACAGAACAAACUCCACCUGCCUCAGUUGGCUCCCCCUCCCGGCUAUCUCCCUCAGCUCGUUAUGGACCUGAAUAAGGGCCCGCCUAUACUGUCCGAGUACCUCUCCGACCCUCCUGUCUGCAGUAAUCGAUCUAUCCGUGGUGGAGAACAGCGUGUCUCUUUGAGAACUCUAGACCCGGAGACCAAUAAGUCGGUUACCCUGGUAAACAAUUAUUUCGGCUAUUACUUCAAUACCAUUGACGACCUGGUGGUGCAUCCAAAGACGGGGUACAAUACUUCAUCCGGUGCGAUUUUCGUGGUUGAUGAGUCGAUUGGCCAACCCAAUGGUAUUGCUUUCAACCAAGAGGGCUCCAUCGUGUAUAUCACUGACAGUGCUGCCAUGAGCACUCCACUUGAUCCCCAAUAUGGUCAUCCUGGUCGUACAUUCAACGCCACUCAGCGCAGGACUGUUUACGCCUUUGACGUAAACGGAGAUGGUACCCAUGCUUACAACGAGCGACCUAUUUAUAUGGCCUCUGGAUUUGUCCCGGACGGCUUGGAAGUAGCUGCUAACGGAUACAUCAUGGCAGGUGUUGGACAAGGUGUUGAUAUACUUGACCCCUCUGGGCAACUUCUCCUGACCAUCCAGACCAACUACACCGUACAGAAUUUCGCCUGGACGGGUCCCGAGCUCAAGGCACUCUGGCUUGUGGGUAGUGUUGGGAGGGGGGUUAGUAAAGUGGGAGCUUGUAGGCCAGGAGCUGAGGUGAAUCUGAGGGCCAGGGAAAUGUAA